CGCCGAAUCCGUAACAGAGAAGAAAGCCAUUAAUUUCCCACCUCUAGUUUUUCACAAUCCUCAUCCUUCCAGCCCUGUCUCUGAAUCCCAAUAAUGGAGAUCAACCCUGCAAUCUUCUCGCCUAUCAGUGAAAGUCCUGAUAAUUGCAGAGAUAGUAGCGGCAGUGCGUGUUAUUAUCUUUAAUAUGUCUCCGCCGCAGCCCAUUCACAACCCACAAUCACAUACGUUUCUUCCUCCUCGCAAGCCUACAACUCUUUCUGAUCUCAUCCUCUCCGCCGUCUCGCUCCUCUUCGUCUUCUCUUCCAAAUCCUCAUCGACUGGUUGCAGCAGAACUCACUUCCCCAAAUCCCCGUUUCCCCCACUUCAGUACAAUCCGCGGAGAUUCCUCAGAGUCCUGUCCAUGUCGCAGCAGCCCGCCACGGUAAAUCCUCGCUGCCGUCACCGAUUUGCCAACCCUCAAUCCCUCUCCGACUGGCUCAAGCCUCGGCUACCCUCUGACUCGUUUGCUUCAUGGGGCGUCAAACCCGGCACCAAGAACGUCCACAAUCUUUGGCUCGAGCUCUCCCAAGGAGAGGUUUCUCUCGCCGACUCCCACCCUCCGAUUCGCACCGUCAAUGUCGUUUCUGUACGGAUUAUCGGCAAGGACAAUCGGGUACUCGUGGAAUCUCACCAGGAAUUAUCCGAUGGUAGUGUCAGGUACCGGUCUCGACCCUUGUCGGAGAAAAUGAAGCCCGAUGAGAUCCCAGAAGAGGCUGCUUUCAGGGCGGUUAAGGAAGAGCUUGGCUCCGUGUUGAAAGCUUCAGUUGGUGACGAUGAUAUCCGCGGCGUUGUGAGGAUUGUGCCGGGUUCUUAUUACUGCAGGAUUGAGGAGAGAAAUUCGGUGUCGUAUCCGGGAUUGCCGGCGCGGUAUGUGCUGCAUUCUAUAGAUGCUAGCGUGGAUGGGUUGCCGGAAGAGGAGUUUUGCACGGAAGAGGAAGAGGAGUAUAUGGAAUCAGAGGAAACAAAGGCUGCGGAUAAAGCAAUAUCAGUAAAGAGACAUCACUGGAAAUGGGUAAAUUCUGAUUCAAUUCAAUCUUGAUUUUAUCUAAAUUUGUGUUUGAUCAAUUUUGGGUAGGAUUUUUAUUGAGGAGAUGCCAAUGUUUUUGGUUGAGCGGCUGAAGAAUCAUAUACUGAUUAUAAUACAGGAACAUAUUGAUUAUAGAAGAUAUUGAUUCACUUAUGCCA
Molecule: messenger RNA, 1224 nt
Organism: Carica papaya (papaya)
Lineage: Eukaryota; Viridiplantae; Streptophyta; Magnoliopsida; Brassicales; Caricaceae
Product: RING-H2 zinc finger protein
Source: RefSeq, a predicted model, not a curated record